This is a messenger RNA of Trichoderma atroviride IMI 206040, 1098 nucleotides long. RefSeq lists its product as uncharacterized. The record is from RefSeq and is a predicted model, not a curated record. Gene Ontology annotation, molecular function: acyltransferase activity, transferring groups other than amino-acyl groups. Lineage: Eukaryota; Fungi; Ascomycota; Sordariomycetes; Hypocreales; Hypocreaceae.
AUGACACAAUCUUCGUCGGCCACAGCUACCGUCAAGGGGCCAAACGGCUCUCUCAAUGUCGCCCUUGGAGAGGCAACUCCCGAGCAAAUCCUCCCAUGGUGCGGAAUCGUCACCGCUGCUUUUGCGCCAUCCUUCCCGAGCUCAGCCUUCUUUGCUCACGAAGAGUAUCUCGCGCAGCAUCCGCUGACUCUCAACCAAGGCACCCGUUUCUGGUGCAUUUAUCUGGCAGACGACCCGACAACUCUGCUCGCAGUUACCAAGACGGUACGCCGACAGUUCCUCGUCCGAGACAGCGAGUCUGUGCAUGAAGAGACCGGUUACUGCAUCGGCUAUGUUGGCACCCAUCCGGACUACAGACGGCUGGGACUUGCGUCGCUGCUCAUCAAGCAUGUUGCAGAAUGGCUAGACGGUCCGGCUGAUGCGACGGCGAGCAUGCUCUAUACCAGCGUUGGAGAUUUCUAUGUCGGCCAAGGCUGGGACAUGAUACCCUCGAUGGUAUCGAAUAUUACGCAUCCCUCCGACGAAUUCCAAUCAGUAGACCGUAAAGGCCUUCCCAGCACCCGUCUUCUGACCGACAAGGAGAUUCCGGCGCUGUGCGAGCGCGACGUGGCGGACUUGAAGCAGAAUUUUGACGAGCUGACUGUUGGGCCAGAUGAGGUGCAUGUCGCCGUGAUUCCAUCAGCAGAAAUGGUCAGCUGGCUGCACACCUGGGGCGACUUUCUCAACGACAAGCUGCGUGGUGGUGAAGGGCCGUAUCCUCACGGCGCCAUCUGCGAAUCCGCCAAUACCUGGAUAUACUGGCAUUACGGAUUCAAGCACCUGGCAAUCGAUAGAGUGGUUGGCCAGGGCUCUCCCGAAGUGCUGGCUGCUUUGCUGCUGGAUGUUUUGGAGGAAGCCCGCAAGUGGAAGUUUCCCAAGGUUGUCGCCUGGGAACCAAGUCCUGAAUUGAUCAAAGCGAUGGACCUCAUUUCGAAGCGGGCUGGUGUUGAGGUGGAAACGGUGACGAGGCCAAACAGCAUCACUUCGCUGAGAUGGAAAAAUGCAGACAAGACGAAGAAGACGACUCUUCAUUUGAAUGAGACUUAUGCGUCGUGUUGA